AACACGUCAAACGGAGUCCUCUCUGCUCGCCUAAGUUAAUCCUGCCCAGCCAAACUUGGCAUCUCCCAGGGUCGUAUGCACCAAUGGCAGAAGCCGAACCUGAAGCGCCGCCCAUUUCUAGGGAGUCAGAAUCGCCUCGCCAAGAUGCGCUGACAGAUCCGGAGGCUUCGACGCCACAACAGCAGUCGAUCGACGUGGACGAUACCCCAGCAGACGAUGGCUACGUAUCCGAUUCAGGAUCAGGAUCUUCUGUAUCGACUUCAUUGUCUUCCAGCGUGCGCGACUACCGCUUUGAGAACAGUCGCAGGUAUCACAGGUUCAAGGAGGGUCUCUACCAGUUCCCCAACGACACGCCCGAGCAAGAGCGAGAAGAUAUGAAGCAUACCGUCGCAGUCCACCUCUUGGGAGGGAAGCUUCACAAUGCGCCGCUGGAUAAUCCGCAAAGGAUUCUAGAUAUUGGCACGGGAACAGGAAGUUGGGCUAAUGACGCGGGCGACGAAUAUCCGGCCGCCGAAGUCACUGGCAUUGAUCUGAGCCCUAUCCAAUCGCCUUGGGUGCCUCCAAAUGUCAAGUUUCUCGUUGACGAUGCUGAGGCGGAGUGGCUAUACCGACCCGAUUCCCUUGAUCUUAUCCACUUGCGGAACAUGUCCACCGCCAUCAAAGACUGGCCGGCUCUGUUUGCACAAGCGUACAGGACGCUCAAGCCAGGUGGCUGGAUUGAGCUCCCAGAGUUCCGCUGGGUGUACGGAUGCGAUGAUGGAACCAUGCACCCUGAUUAUACGCCACCACAGAUGGUGGCCAACAUCCGGGAUGGGUUGGCUACGUUUGGCAUCGACAUGCACGCCUCCGAAAAAAACGAAGACAGGCUGAGAGACGCAGGCUUUGUAAACGUCCGCCACGAAAUUAAAAAGGUUCCCGUCGGACCGUGGCCUAAGGAUUCCAACCUCAAGAAAAUUGGCCUUUAUAACAGGAGUGUAAUCUACGACGGUCUCCAAGCCAUCACGAUGGGGCCCUUCACGCGUGGCCUUGGUUGGAAGCCUGAGGAGGUCGAAGUCUUUCUUGUCAAGGUGCGGAAGGAUUUGAUGGAUACGUCGGUGCAUUCCUAUGUGCACUUCCACUCUCUGUGUGCGCAGAAGCCUGAGAAUCUGAGCUAAGGAUGCAAACGGUGGUUUAUCUUGUUUCCUGAUAUAGUGACGUACCAAAUGGGGGGGAGCAUGUUAAAGGCGCAACCAAUUUAAGUGAGUCCACGGUAGUCCUAUUAUUUUAGCAUCAAUCUUUACAGAGGGUAAAACGGGAUUAUGAGAUGGCUCGUGGGUGCAUCACGCCUUUACAGCAUACUAUAGGUUGUUUAGCUUCAUUCUAGACCACCGUAUGGAAACAUCUCCAGGACGGCUGUCCGGCGUGACACAAAUGAUAAUUCUUGAAAUUGAACAGUCGGAUCGCCGUCUAACGAGCAUUUCCUGAG
Messenger RNA from Ilyonectria robusta, 1465 nucleotides. Its product is annotated as S-adenosyl-L-methionine-dependent methyltransferase. The record is from RefSeq and is a predicted model, not a curated record. Gene Ontology annotation, molecular function: methyltransferase activity. The transcript is spliced from 3 exons. The coding region runs from base 84 to 1154 and encodes 356 amino acids. NCBI's taxonomy places the organism in Eukaryota, Fungi, Ascomycota, Sordariomycetes, Hypocreales, Nectriaceae.